CGUCAGCCGUGCACAUCGCCUCACUUUCUCUGGUGCACUCACACUGCUUUGCAUCCAACACACACACACACGUACACACACAUUGCUCUUUAAAACAGCUGCUAUUUAUUUAAGUGCAUGAUUAUCAGUUAACCUCAGUCGGGUCGAUGUAUAUAGACGCAUUCAAACGGAUCCUCUUUGAAAGGCUCAACUGCUUGAAGAGAAUGUGUGUGUGUCAGCGCCAGGGCAGCUCCUUCGCCAUGUCUAAGACGGCGGUGAAGAAGCUGCACUGGCGCUCCAAGGUGCAGGACAGCUUCGUGCCCCUGCUGGGCUCCUUGGGGGACCUGGGGGUCUCCGUCGGGGGAGGGGCGGACUAUGGAGAGUUCCCGUUCGUCACGUCGGCGCCCGGCGGAGGACUCACGGUGGGUGACAUCAUCCUGGAGAUCGGGGGCACGCCGGUGUUGGGGAUGACGUUAGGGGAUGUCCGUGGCGUUCUCAACUCCUGCCCACAUCCCAUCCGCAUCAAGACCGUGGCUCCAGGCUCCUCACUGUGCAAGGAUCUCAGGUUGUAUCUGAGCAAGUGUUUCACUCCCGGCUCGGUGGACAGCCAACUCCAGCAGGUCAUCCGAGAAAACCUCUACCUCCGAGCGGUUCCCUGUACCACCAGACAGCCCAGAGACGGGGAGAUCUCCGGGGUGGAUUACAACUUCGUCUCCAUCGAGGAGUUCUUCUCCCUGGAGGAGUCGGGAGCGCUGCUGGAGAGCGGGAAGUUUAAAGGGAAUUACUACGGCACCCCCCGGCCUGUGCACAUCAGCGCCGAGAGCACCCCCAUCACCUACCAGGAGCACCGCAACCUGCUCAGGAACUUCCGCACCCGCAGCAAGUCCCUCAGCAACCUGGAGAAGACCGUGGAGGACGGGGCGAACAGCGAGGACGACUCGGGACUCUCAGGAGGCUCUGCAGGUGUCAGCAGCAGCGUCCCCCCUCCCCAGCGAUACCCCAGCCGGCCCCGGGCCUCCAGCAGCGGGGGGGAGAGUCGAGGGCUGGAGAACGGGAUCAUCGGCAGGCGGCCCCGGCUCAGAGGAGUGACCCCCGAUCACUGGGAGCAGGCCUUCAGCGACCCCGGGGACUCGCACUACUCAGAUCGUCACACAAAGAGGACCAACUGGCAGAGCUCUCGAGCCCCGAGCAGGGAGAGCGUCUACACGAACGAAUGGUUCACGGACCAGCCCUUGGAGCUGCGAGGUUUCCCCGUGCAAGCUCUGCUCACAAAAGGCCCCCGAGGGUUUGGGUUUAACAUCGUGGGAGGCAGCAGGCCGAGGGAGUUCCUGCAGAUCUACAGCGUGACUUCCAGUGGACCCUCCGUGCUCAAGACAGCGGACAUCCUGGUGUACAUCAACGAUGUGUGUGUGCUGGGGGUGUCCCACAGGGAGGUGGUGGAGAUGCUGAAGGCGGUGCCGGCGGGGCACAGCGUGGACGUGGAGGUGAGCCGGGGCUACCCCAUGCUCUACAACCCCGACGGCUGCCCCAAGCAGCACCCCCCCAGGCUCCUGGACAGCCCCCCCCCUCCCACCACCACCCAGCCUCAGCCUCGCCUCACGACCCCCACCCCCCACCACCUGCACUUCAACUACAACCACAGCGAGGGCAGCUACACGGAGCCGGGGGGGGUCGCUCUGGACGCCAACGGGAACACCAUGUCCUUCUCCUCGGGACCCCCCCCUUCGUACAGGCGCUCCAGCAUGAGCAACGCCGCCUCCCCCCCGCCCACGCGCCCCCCCCGCUCCCUGAGGAGUCUGGCCCGGCUGCAGUCCUUCGACCCGACGCUCGCCAGCCAGAGCGACAGCGAGGUGGUGUCGGCCAUCGGGUCCCACAGGGCUUCGAUGGUCCGUAACCACAACAACAACUCUCUCUCCACCCCCCCCCCUCCGACCCGCUACACCUUCAAGUCUUCAGAGAGCGACCUGUCCUCAGUCACGGUGUCUGCCUCCCGCCUGCCGCUGCCUCUCUCCCCCCGGAGACCCUCGUCCUCGCCCCACAGCACUCCCCCCCACCUCUUCCGACAGCAGAGUUCCCACCUCAGACCCCCCGACACCCCCAACCACCAGUACCACCACCACCGGGGCAUCAACGGCUUCAGCUCGCUGCCCUCUCCUGGGGGGGCGAGUCUGGGCAGCAUGAGCGGGGGGGAGCUGGUGCCCGUGGUCCUGGCUCAGACUGGGGAGCAGGGGCUCGGCUUCAGCGUGAUGGCGGGGGGACCGGGGGGCCGGAUGAGCGUCGUGAGGAGGGUGUGGGACAGGAAGCAGUGCGGCUCCCUGCAGCCGGGGGACGCCAUCGUCAAGAUCAACGGAGCCGACGUCCAGAGCCUCAUCUUCUCACAGGUACAAACGAUUCUGCAGGAGCACACCAAACAGGCGGAGGAUCUGUUGGUUUACAGAGGAGGCAUCUACCACUCCUCCGUCUCCCCCGUCUCCCUACGAAGACUCCCCCCUCCUCUCCUCCACCCCCCUCCUCCCCCUGUAGGCUCUGACACCUCCUCCUUCCUCCCCGAUUCCCUCCCUGUUCCCCACACCUCCAUCAGCGCCCCCCCGUCCCCGGCGCCCCACCUGCGCUCCUCCCUGGUCCAGAGCACCAGCUUCCUGGAGUCCAUCCCGGUGACGCUGACCAUGGAGCCCCGGGACUGGAUCAACACGGGGCUGGAGGACGAGGCGGGGGCCGUCACGACGCAGGACCUCGGUCUGGAGAGGAGCGGGAAGACGAGGCCCCUCCGAGGGUUCGAUGUGGAGCUGAGGAGGAAUCCGGGGGAGGGCUUCGGGUUCGUCAUCGCCUCGCAGGACGUGGAGAAUGGAAAAGCCGCCUCCCUCCUCCCUCACCGGUUCGUGACGGUGCGUCGCGGCAGCCCGGCGGCGAAGAGCGGUCAGAUCCGCCCCGGGGAUCGUCUGGAGGCGGUGGAGGGUCGGUCCGUGGUGACGCUGCCUCACCGGGAGCUCGCUCAGAUCCUGCGGCGGGCGGGGAACAGUCUGCGGCUCACCAUUGUCCCCCGGCCCAGCACCUAUUCUUCAAGCCUUUCAGAAACCACCGAGUAUGACCCCGCGAACAGGAGCAAAAAGGGUCAAAGGUCGCGUCCAAAGCGUGACUCCAGGUAUUACAGCGUGGAUUUGGACCGCGGGCCCUCAGGAUUCGGCUUCAGCCUGCGGGGGGGCAGCGAGUACAACAUGGGGCUCUACGUCCUGGGACUGAUGGAGGGAGGGCCGGCGUCAAGGAGCCAGAAGAUGCAGGUGUCGAUCAGCCUGGUGGAGAUUAAUGGAGACAGUACCUCAGGGAUGACCCACAGUCAGGCGGUGGAGCAGAUCAGGAGAGGAGGACAUCGCAUCCACCUGAUCCUGAAGAGAGGCAAUGGAUACGUGCCCGACUACGGCCGUGAGCACAGGAUCGCCUCCCCCUCCUCCCUGCAUGACCCCGAGCAGCAGGGUCUGGCUGCAGUGAACUCCAGGCAGAAGAAGAAGCCGCGGAGCAAGUCUACGAGCGCUCUGGAGAAGGAGAAAGGUCGGAAAAGCAGCAGGAGGAGGAGACGCGACUCGGAGGAAGGAGGAAGAGGAGGAGGAGAGGUUCACAGAGUCCUGAAUCUGAGCCGAGGAGGAAAAAGAAAGAGUCUCGGAGUUUAACCAGAGACGCCCUCAGGGACCGUGAGGACAGCGAUGAAGGGAAGAAGAGGGAGCGAGGGAGGAGUAAAAGCAGACGGAGGAAGGGUAGAAGUGAGGAGAAGGUAGAGGUUGAGGAGCCUGAGGAGGAGGAAAAAGAGGAAGAAAAUGUGCAGGAAAAGAGAGAGGAGGGGGAAGAGGAGAGAGUGAGUUCAGAGGGAAACGAUGAUGUUUUCUUACCGAUUCCAAGUCCUGUCCAGAAGCUCCCCUCACCCAAAUACACCUGGGAGGAGAAGGAGGAGGCGAGCUGGUCUGCAGAGUACAGGGGGCUGAGGAGGGAGAAGGAGCAACAAGAGCAGGAGGGAAAAAGUAGAAACGUGGAAGAAGUAGAGGAAGAGGAGGAUGCUGGGCGUGGCGCAAUGCCGGAGAUGGAUCCGGUGUUCCGGAGGAAGGUGUUCUCCUUCCUCUCCUCCUCGCUGACCCUGGAUCAGCAGCCGGAGGACGAGGAGGAGACCGAGUCUGGAGGGAGUCUAUCGGACGCCGCUAGCAUCUCGGGCCUCUCUCUGGCCGUCGUGCAGCCCAGACCCUGGCUCACCCCCAGCCCGCAGAAAGGGGGGGAGUUUGGGAGGAGGAGGGGAGGAAAGAGGAGCUCCUUCUUUGACUUUUUUAACAGGAAGUAGAGCAUGGAGGAGCAGCUGGAGGAUACUCUCUUUGAUAAUCUACUGUCUGAUAUUCUUUGUGCCUUUUUGACAGAUGACCUCUGGCUAGUUUCACAUCCUGUAAAUAACAACAACAACAACAACAACAACAACAACAACAACGUAGAGAGGAAGGAAUCCUGGAACCCAACACAUGAGUCAGCCUUUUAUCACAUUUUGUUCCCACGUCUGGAAGUCUUGUUUUACGACAUAAAGUACGUCAGUAAAUACCCCAACAAGUUUCUGAAGGAGAUGACUAAACGCCCAAAAUUAGCUGCCAUUAGCUCAGCAUUGGUGGCAUGGAGUCAUGUGACCGUGCUGUUUCAAGGGAAAAAUACCAUUGGCUUCAUGGAGAUGCUGCCUUCAGGGUCGGCCUCUAAACAUACGUCAUCCCGGCAUCACUCAGUCUAUUAAAGCGACUAUACUUACAUUAAAAAAGUUGCUUAAUCAGGAUCACAUUUAAAAGGUUUUAGUGUCAUUUCAAGAUGUGAUUAUUUGUCUCAAAAAGUCUGGGAUAUAUCAGAAUAGGUAGACUCCUGGUGAUAAAAAUAGAUAACCAUUAUUUUGAGCGAUAGAAGCCGGGAUAUCUCUGCAGCUCCAUCAUUUAAAAAGGUAUUUUAACACAUAUUCAGCCUUUAAAUAGCAUUGGGCUUCAUGCAAUUUGAAUAGGGCACUGACUUUGAUGACCUUGUGCAGCCGUAGUGUGCGGGUGUAAUCAAAAGUUGGCAUUAAACACAGAUUCAAUAUGCAUCUCGGCUCCUAAAAACAUCACACAUUACUGGUUUUUUUAUUAUUAUUUCUCCUUCGUAACGUCUGCAGGUGUUUCCAGGACAACACUGUCUCCAUGCUGUUUCUGCAGAGUGAUCCUCCCCCUGCUGUACAAAGACUGCAAAGACAUUCACUUACCUCACGGAGAAACUGAGCAAUAAUAAUGCAAACUGUCCGAGACUAUCAGUCCACACUGCAGCAAGUCCGUCCGGGCUGAGAGGAGACUGGCUGCGGUCGAAUAGUCCCAAAAAAUGAUGAAUUAAGUCUGAAAAUGGCAUGAAGUCAAGGGUGUACUGGAGGAGAGUUUAUGAGGAUGGACAAACACGGUGCUAAGAGAUCAUACGGUGCACUUUCAUGAGCAUACUGAUGUUCUAUAUACAGCAAUGUCAGUCAUAACACAGACAAUUUGUUUUGUGACACAUAAGUAAAAGGCAGAAUUAUAUUUCUCUUGCACUUUUUGGUCUAACUUGCUUCCUUAAGAUGUAUUCUUUCAGACCAGUGUAAGAAAACAUGACAGAAAUCCACAUUUAGGAGUUUAUUUGGACCAUCUUUGUCUUUUUGUGGCUGCAGAUUUCUCCUGAAUUCGCCCAAUUAGCAUCACAUAAUGCCUCAUUUGCAUAUUUAAACAUAACAUUUCAGAAAACUUGUAAUACAAAAAAGAAUUGUGGUAAUGUCAUUGAUGAAGUGAGGAAGUUUCAUGGUGAUAUCUGCUUGUCAUUUUUUUUACCCUAUUCAUCAGUAGUGCAAAUGAAGGCCGUUUUUUCUCCUCUCAGCAGAAAUCUCCUCUUCAGUAGCUCUUACACACACCAGACCGUCCACUUUCCAUCCUCUCUAUAUCCUGAAGCUUCUCACACCAGUCACACACUCAUUUAUACACACUUUUAGUCAAAACAACAUGCAGAAAAUCACUUUUUUUGAACAGUUUGAAGACAUAUCUUAAAUCUCCCUCUGCAAAAACCGUAUUUUGAUCCUGGCUUCAUCCAGUGUGCUCAUUUCUGUCCUGGAAAUGGAUGCAAAUGGCACAUAUUCAAUAAGAUAAUGCCUCAUUUGCAUAUUCAAACUUGACAUUUCAGGUAAUUCCUGAACAGAAAAGACGAUUUGACCGCAGCCCGUGUGUUUGAACACCAUCCUCUUGUUUGUUUCAUGUGACCUCCAUUUCAUAUGAAUACCUAUUAGAUUGUGAAGAUGCAAAUCCCUUUUAUCUGCAGGUGUGAAAUCCAUAUUCUGUCAAUAUUUAUAGAGAAUUAUUGUAAAUAUAAUUGUUAUACGACAUGAUAAAUCUAUAUAUAAAUGCAGUAUAUCUAUAUAUUACAUACAACAGGUACCCGACAUGAUAUUUAUUAACGUGUGAAAUUAGGUGAAAUUGGUAUAUAGCUUUCGUGACGGCUCAAAGUAUAAACACAGUGUAUAUUAUAUAUAUAUAUAUCUAUAUAUAUUGUACCUGCCCUAUUUAUGAAUGAAUGUUUUGUAAUUUGCUGCUGGAAGUGAAUUAGGAUGCCAAAAGUGUGCAUUCAGCGUGCAUAUUUCACGUACUGUCGAUAUCGUUUUAAUGUGGGGUCAGAAUAAAGACACUCCUGGUUUUUUCAGAGAGUGCUGUGCCCGUCGUGCCACGUACAGUUGCCUUGGUAACAUAAACCACUUUAUCCUAACCGCUGAUUUUUAUUACUGUGAAAAUUCCUGCAGCGAGGGACGGAGAGCAGGUCGUUUUAUUCAUGCCAAACCCUCCAUCGUAAUAAUAAUAAUAAUAAUCUGAGCUCUCGCAACACCAUCGUUUUUCUGUUGUUGUUUUCGCCCUCCUCUGUUUUAAAGACUGUGAAAUGUUAUUUUUCUAUGAAAUCUUUUGAAAUACUCAGGUUGUUCAGAUACUUUGCUCUAGAUAAGCCAUUAGGAAGAAAAGCUACGACGUGACUUCACACCAUCAUCAUCAAAACACAAAAUCAUGUUAUUUAAAUGUUAUUUAUGGAAGCAUUAAAGGGGCCCUAUUAUGCUUU
This is a messenger RNA of Eleginops maclovinus (Patagonian blennie), 7077 nucleotides long. It is a transcript of the gene magixb, whose product is annotated as membrane-associated guanylate kinase, WW and PDZ domain-containing protein 2. Gene Ontology annotation, biological process: signal transduction. Gene Ontology annotation, cellular component: cell-cell junction; cytoplasm. The record is from RefSeq and is a predicted model, not a curated record. Lineage: Eukaryota; Metazoa; Chordata; Actinopteri; Perciformes; Eleginopidae. Gene Ontology annotation, molecular function: protein binding.